AUGUCGUCAGGAAGACCGAUUAAAUGUGUUGUAGUGGGCGAUGGCACAGUUGGAAAAACAUGCAUGUUGAUAUCUUACACUACUGAUAGUUUUCCUGGUGAAUAUGUGCCUACAGUAUUUGAUAAUUAUUCAGCACCAAUGGUUGUGGAUGGAGUGGCUGUAUCACUAGGACUCUGGGAUACAGCAGGCCAAGAAGAUUAUGAUAGACUAAGACCCUUAAGUUACCCACAAACUGAUGUCUUCCUUAUAUGUUUUAGUGUUACCAGUCCUUCAUCUUAUGAAAACGUAACUUCAAAGUGGUAUCCAGAGAUAAAACAUCAUUGUCCUGAUGCACCUAUUAUCCUGGUUGGUACAAAAAUUGAUUUAAGAGAUGAUCGUGAGACACUUAGUCUUUUGUCAGAACAAGGAAUGUCUCCUUUGAAGAGGGAACAAGGACAAAAACUGGCGAAUAAAAUAAGAGCUGUAAAGUAUAUGGAGUGUUCGGCUUUGACACAGCGCGGCCUUAAGCAGGUAUUUGAUGAAGCGGUGCGUGCAGUGUUACGGCCAGAGCCUCAGAAGAGACACCAAAGGAAGUGUUUAAUUAUGUAA
Molecule: messenger RNA, 588 nt
Organism: Danaus chrysippus (African queen)
Lineage: Eukaryota; Metazoa; Arthropoda; Insecta; Lepidoptera; Nymphalidae
Source: the annotation of a GenBank genome assembly